Messenger RNA from Gasterosteus aculeatus aculeatus (three-spined stickleback), 2318 nucleotides. NCBI's taxonomy places the organism in Eukaryota, Metazoa, Chordata, Actinopteri, Perciformes, Gasterosteidae. The record is from RefSeq and is a predicted model, not a curated record.
UAUGCAAUCAGCACAUUGGCCCCCUCCAGCGUUGGGCUCCAGAAAAAAAGGCCUUUUUCGUUGGAGAAAUCUAUUUAGGAAGCGUUCAGCCGAGUGGAGCCUUGACCUGACAUGGGAAGUGACUCCAGCGUCCAGCAGAGGACGUUCAAGGUCAUCAAACAACAACAUGGUCAUGGAUGACAGGGCACACUGGCAGUUGUAAGGUUUCUUGUGGAGAAGAAUGCUUCUCAUUUCAGGACAAAUUCCAUCCAUACAAGGAGCUCGCUAGUACAGUAAAGGGUUUAUCUUUGUUCCUCUACCUGUGUCUCCUGUGCAGUCUUAUCACAGUUGAAUGACCUAAUAACCUCCAAUGGGCCGUGUGAGUCCAAAGCGGACGUGGUUCUAAGGGCCCAUACUACCAACUGGAUGGAUGUGAUUGGAUGCAUAGGCACAUGACCUCCUGAGAGCCCAAAGGACCUGCUAAUAGAACUACAAUGAAAAUGUUCUCCUGUUUUUCCUUUUCAUGUAAAAACAGCUGAGCGGAGCUGUUUGACGCUAUCGUUGCCCCGUUGGAAGGGAAACGUGGAGCGCACUGGGCCAGACUGUAGCGCUUUGUCGGACCAUGCAACAGCCAGACAAGUGUGUCCUCUUUCUUGAGUGGAAAUGCGUGCAGGGAGGUUCUCCUGGACCUGCGUGUGGCCCAGUAGGCCGAGCUCCGAGGCCCACGCGCUAGCUCUUUGUGUGGUAUACAACCAAAUCAGAUUCCCAUGUUCCUUAUGAUGUCAGAUAGAAGAGGCUGCGCUCUGGAAUGUCACCUUUAAGGGACGAGGAGUUCUCUUUUCCUUGAGAGAGGCCUAAUGGCAUGUUGACCACCAAUGGAGACCCUCUGUUAGACUCAUAGCUGAUGAGACGCUUCUCAGGAUGCCAACCUGUUGCACCAACCCCCCAAUUGCACCGUUGAUGCUGUGUGUACAUAGAUGGGCCUCUAACGCCCCCUUCUCCUUUUGGCUUUGUCUAGUCUACAACGACAUCUUGGUGUCCGGCCGCGGGGACUCCUUCUUCAUCCGGACCCACUUUGAGUACGAGAAAGAGACUCCUCAGAGCCUGGCCUUCAGCCGGGGGGACAUCUUCAAGGUGGUGGACACCCUUUACGACGGCAAGCUGGGCAACUGGCUGGCGAUUCGUGUUGGCAAAGACAAGCAGCUGCUGGAGAAGGGCAUCAUCCCCAACAAGAGCAGAGCGGAGCAGAUGGCCAGCGUCCAGAGCUCUCACAAAGCUGCUGCCGGCGAUCGGGCCGACUUCUGGCGGCUGCGGGGCCAGCGCUCCCUGAAGAGGAAGGACCUGAGGAAGAGCAGGGAGAACCUGAGCAGUCAGACCCUGGCCACGCGCUUCCCAGCGUACGAGCGGGUGGUGCUCCGAGAGGCGGGUUUCCGGCGUCCUGUGGUGCUGUUCGGCCCCAUCGCCGACGCCGCCAACGAGAAGCUGGCCUCGGAGAUGCCGGAGCUGUUUGUGGUCGCCAAAACCGAGCCCAAGGACGCCGGGUCUGAGAAGUCCUCGGGAGUGGUCCGCCUCAACACCAUCCGGCAAAUCAUCGAGCAGGAAAAGCACGCCCUGCUGGACGUCACGCCCAAGGCGGUGGACACCCUGAACUACACCCAGUGGUACCCCAUAGUAAUCUUCUUCAACCCAGACAGCAAGCACGGCAUCAAGGCCAUGAGACAGAGGAUCGCCCCCAACUCCAACCGCAGCGGGCGGAAGCUCUACGAGCAGGCCGUCAAGCUGAGGAAGACCUGCUCGCACUUAUUCACUGCCACCGUUGAUCUGAACUCGGCCAAUGACGCCUGGUACGGCGGCGUCAAAGACUCCAUCCGGGAGCAGCAGAUGCAGGCCGUGUGGGUCUCUGACGGCAAGCUGUAGAGAUGCUGUUCUCUCCAACAUAAUGGGACUAGAUGGCACUCGACUUAUGGUGAUCAACUUUUACACUUUUGCAUCCAAAUCCAUUGUUUAACUUUGGCAUGUGUAGCUUGUAUAAUCCCAAAGUGUAAAGUGUGGCAGAGCCACUUGGACACGAAGGUCUUCUCUCACUUUGAUAGGAGAACCACCCGGGCUGUACCAACCCUACGACCCGGAGCAUGAGGGGGGGGGCACUGGUUCACACUGCGGCUAUUUAAGUUGGAGCAGUGAGGGAGGGGCUGCUGUGCGGACCCCUUCGUUGGGCUCUGAGCAUGCUCACUGUGUGUCUUCCUGCUUCCUUCCAGUAGUGCUCUACAGCUCGGCUCUGUUUGUCUUUCUUCUCUCUUGUUCUUGUGCUAUCCGUCUGUCCGUCCUUCCUUCCUGUG